UUGUUGAAAUUAAAAUACUUAGCGGAAGUUAACCUAAGUCAUUCAUUGCAACUGUUUGGAAAGUUUUGCUGUUUUCGUAUGGAAAUUUCUGGCAAACAGAUUGGACCGUCUUGUGUGUGUCUUGAAGUUAAUUCAAAUACAUUUGGAAAGAUUAAAGUUUUUCAAUAUAUUACACCAAUCGAGCCUUUGUUGCAAAAAGUUGUUCAUCAGUUCUAUGGUCCUCGUUGGAGUGCACCACUUAUGAACAUUUUUGUUUAUGGAGAAAGUGUCAUGUUCGAACGUGAUAUUAACAUAUGGAAUCAUAAAGUACUUCAUCGGAAUCCUAUCUUAGCUAAGGAAGAUACAUCGAUAAAGAAGUUUAGGCUGUGGUUCUCCCAAUUCUAUUCGUCGAACAGCAAAUCAUAUUCUGAAGCAACCAACUUUGGAACGAUGGCUAAGUGGUCUCCAUUUGUUGGAAAAUUAAAAUACUUAGCGGAAGUUAACCUAAGUCAUUCAUUGCAACUGUUUGGAAAGUUUUGCUGUUUUCGUAUGGAAAUUUCUGGCAAACAGAUUGGACCGUCUUGUGUGUGUCUUGAAGUUAAUUCAAAUACAUUUGGAAAGAUUAAAGUUUUUCAAUAUAUUACACCAAUCGAGCCUUUGUUGCAAAAAGUUGUUCAUCAGUUCUAUGGUCCUCGUUGGAGUGCACCACUUAUGAAAAUUUUUGUUUAUGGAGAAAGUGUCAUGUUCGAACGUGAUAUUAACAUAUGGAAUCAUAAAGUACUUCAUCGGAAUCCUAUCUUAGCUAAGGAAGAUACAUCGAUAAAGAAGUUUAGGCUGUGGUUCUCCCAAUUCUAUUCGUCGAACAGCAAAUCAUAUUCUGAAGCAACCAAUAUUGGUUGGUAGCUAAAUUUGUACUGAAAUUUAAAGUUUUACUAAACGAUGGCUAAGUAAAUACUGUGUCUCGAAGAAAAUAGAAGACUAUUGAAAAAAAUCAUUUUUAAAUUUAUGUUAUUUUAUUAAAGUAAUUUGCAAAUUUGACGGAGUA
Drosophila yakuba is the source of this 1024-nucleotide messenger RNA. Its product is annotated as cholesterol 7-desaturase nvd-like. The transcript has 6 exons. The coding region runs from base 79 to 882 and encodes 267 amino acids. Lineage: Eukaryota; Metazoa; Arthropoda; Insecta; Diptera; Drosophilidae. Gene Ontology annotation, biological process: cholesterol metabolic process; chlorophyll biosynthetic process. Gene Ontology annotation, cellular component: chloroplast. The record is from RefSeq and is a predicted model, not a curated record. Gene Ontology annotation, molecular function: chlorophyllide a oxygenase activity.